AUGGUUUUGCGUGGAACCCUUGAAGGUAUGAAGGUUCCCUCUUAUCUUUGCUGGAGGAUUGAAUUGGAUGGGAGGGGGUGUGACAAGGUAGAAUUGGAACUGACCGGAAUUUGAUCUUGUGCAGGGCAUAGCGGCUGGGUCACGGUAAGAUCUUGGAUGGACUUGACUUAUUGUCGGGAAUUGCGGAGAAUUGAUUUGUUCUUCACAUCAUAGGCCCUUGCUACCUCCCUCGAGAACCCCAACAUGCUCUUGUCCGCCUCGCGCGACAAGACUUUGAUCAUCUGGAAUCUGUGAGCGCCGUCGUGUUUCCCGACAUUUAGCGGGAGGAGGAAGCACAAGAAACUAACAAUCUGGUUUAGCACUCGCGAUAGUGAUAUCAAUUACGGUGUUCCCAAGAGAAGCCUUAAGGGCCACUCUCACAUUGUUUCUGACUGUGUAUGUUCCCGGCAUCUACCGGAGCUGCAGAUUGCUCUCUCUUACUGACUCUUGGCAAAGGUCAUCUCUUCCGACGGCGCGUAUGCUCUCUCUGCUUCAUGGGACAGGACUCUCCGUCUGUGGGAACUCUCCACCGGUCAAACCACCCGCCGCUUCGUCGGCCAUGACAACGAUGUCUUGAGUGUUUCAUUCUCCGCCGAUAACCGUCAGAUCGUGUCUGGAUCCAGGGACCGUACUAUUAAGCUUUGGAAUACCCUUGGUGAUUGCAAGUUCACCAUCACCGACAAGGGGCACACUGAUUGGGUUUCCUGUGUCCGUUUCUCUCCAAACCCUCAGAACCCGGUGAUUGUGUCUGCUGGAUGGGAUAAGUUGGUUAAGGUGGGUUCGCUCCGUGGUGUUGCCCUUGGGAAAGCGGGGGGGAAGAGUGUCAAAGGAUGCUAUGCGACCCAAAGUAUUUGCUACUUCAGAGACUUGCAUCUAAAGUCAAUGAGACAAACAAUCACCAACGCACUGAUGACACUCUUCCCACGAUAUCCUUCGCACCCAUAGCUUCCCAACUUUGAUCUUCAGAUAGGCGACUGACAGUAUAAAAAGGUCUGGGAGCUGGCGUCUUGCUGCAUUCAAACCGAUUAUACCGGACACACUGGAUAUAUCAACACUGUCACCAUCUCCCCCGACGGUUCCCUCUGUGCCUCUGGUGGCAAGGACGGCACCACCAUGCUCUGGGAUCUCAACGAGUCCAAGCACCUUUAUAGCCUUCAUGCCGGCAAUGAGAUCCACGCUCUCGUUUUCUCGCCAAACAGGUACUGGCUCUGCGCUGCUACCGCCUCAUCCAUCAUCAUCUUCGACCUUGAGAAGAAGAGUAAGGUUGAUGAGCUCAAGCCCGAAUUCUUUGCUGUUGGCAAGAAGAACCGUGAGCCUGAGUGUGUCUCGUUGGCUUGGAGCGCUGACGGGCAGACACUGUUUGCUGGGUACACGGAUAGUCUGAUUAGAGCUUGGGGGGUCAUGAGCAGGGCUAUGUAA
This is a messenger RNA of Tuber aestivum (summer truffle), 1458 nucleotides long. The record is from the annotation of a GenBank genome assembly. Lineage: Eukaryota; Fungi; Ascomycota; Pezizomycetes; Pezizales; Tuberaceae.